Messenger RNA from Teleopsis dalmanni, 2488 nucleotides. RefSeq names its product N-acetylgalactosamine kinase-like. Lineage: Eukaryota; Metazoa; Arthropoda; Insecta; Diptera; Diopsidae. Bases 815 to 2350 code for a protein of 511 amino acids. Gene Ontology annotation, cellular component: cytosol; cytoplasm. Gene Ontology annotation, molecular function: galactokinase activity; ATP binding. The record is from RefSeq and is a predicted model, not a curated record. Gene Ontology annotation, biological process: galactose metabolic process; carbohydrate phosphorylation. The transcript has 5 exons.
AUUUUUGUAUUAAUUAAUUUAUUAAUUCUUCAGCAGAAAUAUAAAUUCCAACAUUUUUCGAUAAAUCAAAAAAUGGCAGCCAUGUUGUUCACAACUGCACGAUAUACGCGGCUUGCAAUCAUUUUUUAUGCAUAACAGAAAUUAAAUUAUAUUAACAAUAAGACAUUCUGCAAUUACAAUAUCAAUUUAACGUUCAAUUAAAUUUUGCAAUUCUGUUUUGUAAAGUUCAACUUUUACACACAUUUAAAUUUUUACUUUUUAUUUGCAUUUCAAUUUUAAAUAUCAGCUGAUGUCGCAGUUAUUUCUGGCGCAAUGCCGCUCUCUUCUUCUCGACCAACUGUCACUUUUCUGCUCACGCUUUCUACUGCUUUGCAAUGUUUUUCCCACAUUGUUGUUGUUAUUGCAAUUCCGUGUAAAUUCGCCAAUGCGAAAUUGGUUUAGAACGCGUCGGUGUCGGAAGGUGGUUCCACUUAGAAAUUCUUGUGCCAAAGUUAUUAAAAAUAAUUAAUUAUAUUAAAAAUUAAUAAAACUACAAUAAAUUAAAAUAACUUAUGUGUAAUUAAAGUGUGAUAGAUCCAAAAUAUGCUGCAAGCUUCGACAGCUGCAAAAAGCCGGUUUCAUUUGUGCGUUUUAUAUAAAUUUAUUGCUGAUAAAUAAACUUUUAUUUUUUUAUAAUGUUUCUUGUAUAAUUUGUUACGCAUAGUUCUUGCUUUUUUUUUUUGCAUUGAUAUUGUUUUUAUAAUACUAUUAAAGUUUGUUUACAAAUCAAUAGAAAGCAUAUUCAACGAAAGUGCAAAACGUAAAACAAAACAAAAUGUCAAAAUCUGUUCAAAGCGACCCCUAUGUGUCAAUAAAUGUAUUUGAUGAAAAACAUGAGUUGUUCAACAGACUGCAGACAAUACAAGAAUUUUAUUGCAGUGAAUUUGGUUCGAAACCCAACUUUUUUGUUCGUGUGCCGGGACGUGUUAAUAUCAUAGGCGAGCAUGUGGACUAUUGUGGCUAUCCAGUACUACCAAUGGCUAUAGAUCAGUGCAUUUUAUUGGCUGUUGGAUAUACAGAGGAAAAUAGUUUUUUACAGUUGAGAAAUUUACAAAGUUCCAAAUUUCCAAACUACAAAUGUGAUUUGCAAUCCAUUAAAAUCGAACUACCUGAAGCGGGUGGUCCAGAAUGGUUUAAAUAUUAUUUGUGUGGCAUCAAAGGCAUAUAUGAAAAUAACAACGAAACACUUAAACCCAUUGGUAUGAAAAUUGCUUUAAGUGGUAAUAUACCACCAGCUUCGGGCUUAUCAAGUUCAAGUGCUCUAGUCAGUGCAGCAGCCUUGGCUACCGCUCAUGUGCAUCGUUUACCAUUAGAACGGAAAAUACUAGCUUCCAUAUCAGCCCAAUGUGAACGUUAUAUAGGUACACAAGGUGGUGGUAUGGAUCAAGCAAUUGCUUAUUUAGCUCAAGCAGGUUGUGCACAAUUUAUCGAAUUUCAUCCCGAACUAAAUGCAACACCUAUUUGCCUACCAGAGGGUGCAUGUUUUGUGGUGGCGAAUAGUUUGGCAGAAAUCAAUAAAGCUGCUUCAUCCGAUUUCAAUGAGCGAGUUGUGGAGUGCCGACUUAGUACGCGUCUAAUUGCCAAGAAUAUGAACUUCAGUAAUUGGAGCGACUUAAUACGAUUCGCACAGUUGCAAGAAAUGUUAAGUUGUACACUCACUGAAUUGGAAGCAAUUGCUAACAAGUAUUUACCAAAAAAUAUUUAUACACGUGAAGAAAUUUGUGAGGCAUUAGAUAUCUCUAUUGAUGAAUUUGUAAACAAGUUCCUAACGCCCAAUACGCGGCAUAUGCUGAAGUUUAAAUUGAGACAACGUGCACUACAUGUAAUACAAGAAUCACUGCGAGUUGCCAGGUUCCGCGCUAUUUGCGAGCAGACAAAUGAGGCUAAUGGUACAGAGCAUCUUAACAAUGGCAACUUGACUAACGUUUGUGUCACAAAUGAUGGUGCGUGCAUGCAGCACCUAAAGAAACUAGCAAUCUUAUCAGAAUUGAUGCGUAAGUCGCAUCAUAGUUUACAAGACUUGUAUGAAUGCUCACAUCCCGAUUUAGAUCAAUUGGUGGCCAUAUCCGAUGCAGCGAAUGUUGGUGCACGACUUACUGGCGCAGGUUGGGGUGGUUGUAUUGUUGCGUUAUGUGAUUCUGUGGAGGCAUGCGAGAAAUAUAUGCGUGAAUUAAAGAACAAAUACUAUCUGCAGUUGCCAUCCCACAUUUUAGAGAUGCAUCAGCACAAUGAUUUUAAUGAUGUCGUCUUCGCCACGUUUCCGCGUAGUGGUGCUGAAAUACUGCAUAUUUCGGAUGAAAUAAAUAAAUAGUAUUAUGAAUCGAUUUCUAUAAGCAGACAGGUGCAGUAUUUUAAUAGCAAAUUCCUUUUAUCCCUAGUUAAUGUGUAAUAAUGUACAAUAAAUUUAAUGUUUAAGAAAUUUUAAGUAACUGAAAUACAAAUUUACAAA